CCUAUUGCUUCUGUUAUUGUUUUUCAUGAUAAGAUGAAUGGGGUGAAGAUAAUUUCCAUGCUUUUGGCUAUCUUAGGGUAGUGGUUAAGGACAUAACCAACUUGAGAUUUCACAUUUGAAUUUCAUAACAUUAUUUGAAUUGUAUUGAAAUUUCAUAACAUUAGUUUACUGUGUAUACUUGUGGAUUGCUUCAACUAGUUAGUUACUCAUUACAUAGCUAUUAAUCUGUUUUCCUUAUUUUUUCUGAUAGAUUAUGGCGAGGACAAAGCAAACUAAGAGGGUAUCGUCUGAAGAGUUGGCCGAUCGUCGUGCCUAUCUCCACGCUUCUCAUAGGCGAGGUGAUCAUGUUACAGAUGUGUCGACUUCUCGGAAGGGGGCUAGGAAGGGGGCUCCGAAGGCGACCACUGAGGUUCCUGCCCCUGCCACUGAGGUUCCUGCCCCUGCUACUGAGGUUCCUGCUACUGAGGUUCCUGCUCUCUCGACGCCUGAGGUUACUGCUACUAAGGUUUCUCCUCAGUCGACGCCUGAGGUUACUGCCCACGAUACUGUUGAGCCUUCCACCUCUUCACUUGAUAUUGAUGCAGUUGAGGAGCCGGAGUCGGAGUCGGAGUCGGAGUCGGGGUCUGAGUCGGGGUCGGAGUCGGGGUCUGAGUCUGAGAUUGAGGGUGAGGAUGUAGAGGUAGAGGAUCCGAAUAUGCCGCCGCUCCAGAGAGAUCCACCGUUUCCUGGUGGGCCGGUUGAGUUGUCACUUCUGCAGCAUUACCCGGAUCACAUAGCGCCGUGGACGUGGCAUACCCUACUAGGCACCACUGACCCUCGUUAUUCUGAGCGAGGUGAUUUGAGGCUUGCCACUGCUGGUACGAAGCUCGGGCUGAUGACGUGUGAGGGGGACAAUUACAGGGAGGUCCGCUUGAUUGUGGAGAGGAGCGGACUGUAUCCACUGGUCAGGUGCAGCUAUGUAGAGACGGAUCCAGGGCUUAUAUCGGCCCUUGUGGAGAGGUGGCACGAGGAGACUAGUAGUUUCCACAUGCCAUUUGGGGAGAUGACUGUCACCCUUGACGACGUCUCCGCUCUUCUUCACAUCCCGGUUGGUGGGAGAUUCUACACUCCAGGAGUGGCCUCGAGAUAUGAUGUGGCAGAGACCUGCGCUUUGCUGUUAGGGGGGGAUGCAGAUUUGUACAUGGCUGAGUUUGAUGUGAAGAGGGGUCCGACUAUGAGGUUCAGCUUCUUGCGAGACCUUUACCCGACAGCUGUUGCAGAGGGGCGGUACGAGCAUGCAGCCAGGAUGUACCUGAUGCAUCUUGUUGGCGCGACAUUGUUCGCCGACAAGAGUGGGGGGCACUCAUUCUCCGCCCAAUGGAUCGGCAUGCUACAGGAUCUUGAGCGGGUUUCGGAGUUCGCGUGGGGCUCCAUGGCCCUUGCCACGUUGUACGACCAGCUUGGACAGUCUUCUCGCAGCGGGGUCAAACAGAUGGGCGGUUACACUUCCCUGUUGAUGGCCUGGGUCUUUGAGCACUUUCCAGACAGGCUCGUUCGCCGGUAUGCGAACCCGGCUUACACAGAGGACCAGCCCAGAGCUCGUAGGUGGACAGAGUCACGGUCGGGGCAUGCUAGGCUUGACGAGAGGCGAGUACUACUUGAUGAGUUGACGGCCGACGACGUCACUUGGACUCCAUAUGAGGCCCACAGGGAAUGGCGACAGCGGGAUGAGAGGGCUUUGUUCUCAGGCUACAUUCGGUGUCCCUAUCCCCCUGCUGUGCGACCUCAUCUUCCGGAGCGGGUCAUGCGACAGUUUGGGUAUAUACAGACAAUCCCGCGCCACCCUAGUGAGAUGGAUAGAUCUCCCGCAGCUGAGGCUGUUGAUGCGGCAUUCGCAGAUUAUGUGCAGUACUUGUUCCCUGAGGGCGACCCUGCUAUGGAGGAGGGACAGGCUGUGGGCGGUUACAUGGAUUGGUACGCUAGAGUGUCUCAUUGUUUCAUCAUACCGGAUGAGAGGAGGAUUGAUCUCAGUGCCGUGGCUGCUUUGCGUAGGGCUUUAGAAGUCCUUGAGUUGUCACUUGAGGUGGAUGAUGCUUUGCUGCCAGGCACACAGGCCCGCGCUUUAACGGAGAGAGCACUUCGCAUCCUCCAGGACUUGGCUGGGACACAGGCAUUGCUUACGCUGCUGGGAGAGGAGGUCUGGGAGCAGGUGGCCGAGCAGGUGGCCGAGCAGGUGGCCGAGCCGGUGGCCGAGCAGGUGGCCGGGAGGGCGGCAGGGCAGGAGCCAGGGGAGGCCGUAGGGGUAGGGGAUGUCGUCGGGGUAGGGGACAGUAGGGGACAUUAGUUGUAUGAGCAUUUUGUUGACAUUACUAUUACGAUAUUAGGGGACUAUGUAUUUUGCACUACUAUUUCGGAUUAGUAUGAGUUUUAUGUUCACUUUAACGUAUGUUUUUUUUUUUUUUUUUUUCACUUUUAC
This is a messenger RNA of Lotus japonicus, 2455 nucleotides long. Its product is annotated as protein MAIN-LIKE 1-like. The transcript has 3 exons. Lineage: Eukaryota; Viridiplantae; Streptophyta; Magnoliopsida; Fabales; Fabaceae. Gene Ontology annotation, biological process: meristem maintenance; meristem development. The coding region runs from base 254 to 2323 and encodes 689 amino acids. The record is from RefSeq and is a predicted model, not a curated record.